This is a messenger RNA of Aspergillus japonicus CBS 114.51, 867 nucleotides long. RefSeq names its product tyrosinase family protein. Lineage: Eukaryota; Fungi; Ascomycota; Eurotiomycetes; Eurotiales; Aspergillaceae. The record is from RefSeq and is a predicted model, not a curated record. The transcript has 3 exons. Gene Ontology annotation, molecular function: oxidoreductase activity. The annotation marks the transcript as partial.
AUACGUAUCGAAUGGAGCAACCUGGAGACAUCGCAGCAGAUCGCCUAUCUUGACGCGGAGCGCUGUCUCUGGGACCUCCCUGCGGAAACACAUCUCCCCAAUGUCACCAGCCGGUACACGGAUCUGGUGGCUCUGCACCAAAGCCUCACGGACUAUGUCCACUGGGAUGGGGUCUUCCUUCCCUGGCAUCGAUACUUGCUCCACACCCACGAAACCCUCCUUCGGACGCAGUGCAACUACACCGGCCCGAUCCCAUGGUGGGACGAGCGCAAAGACGCAGGUGCGUUUCAGAACGCCUCUAUCUUCUCUGCUUCGACCUUCGGGACCAUCUCCGGCACUCCCUACAGCGGCAUGAUUGCGGAUCAAGAUGAGUCCGACUACAUCUGCGUGACGGAUGGGUAUUUCGCGAACAGCACGCUGCACAUUGGAUUCGGGAGUGAAGAAACCUACCACUGCCUGUCCCGGGAUGUCAACGAGGAGCAGAGUGCCUACACGAGCGAGGCAUGGGUGGACCAGUGCAACGCCUAUGGGAACUACACCGAAAUGUUCAACUGCGUCUUUCAGUACCCUCACGGUGGCGGCCACAGCGGCGUCGGUGGGGUGAUGGGCGAUGUGUCCGGCUCCCCCGGCGACCCCGUCUUCUUCUUGCACCACGGCUUCGUCGACCGCAACUGGUGGGCCUGGCAGUCCGCUGAUCCUGAUAAUCGGCUCUACCAGCUCAGUGGGUACACCACUGAGUCCGAGCCGGCCACCGGCUGGGUCAACGUCACGCUGGAGUACAAUCUGACUUCGUAUGAGAUUCUUCCCGACGUGACUAUCGAGCGCGUGAUGGAUACAGAAGGGGGGUAUCUGUGUUAUACAUACGAU